UAAAUCUCGCACCAAAAGCACAGCAAUAUUACAUGAAAGGCAGCUCCUGCUUGUUUUACAUUGGGGGAAACAUAGCCUAGUGACUGUCAGAGAUUCCUGUUCUCCUGUCUAACAUCAGCCUGUAAAGAUGAAGUUAUCUGCCUCCCUGCUGCUGGUACUACUGCUAAGGUGCUGUGAUAUGAGUCUGAGCACCUUCAAGAAAGCUGUGGAGAGCCCAGGGAAGAAGCAGUACCAGGUCCAGCAUGGAGCUUGCAGUUAUACCUUCCUGCUCCCUGAGGUGGACAGCUGCCGCCCUGCCCCUGCCACUCCUCAGGUGUCUAACUCUGUGCAGAGAGAUGCCCCUCUGGACUAUGAUGACUCCAUACAAAGGCUACAGGUUCUGGAGAAUAUUAUGGAGAACAACACACAGUGGCUUCUCAAGCUUGAGAACUACAUUCAAGAUAAUAUGAAGAAAGAAAUGGUGGAACUGCAGCAGAAUGCGGUACAGAACCAGACAGCUGUGAUGAUAGAGAUUGGAACCAGUCUUUUAAACCAAACAGCAGAGCAGACAAGGAAGCUAACUGAUGUUGAAGCACAGGUGUUUAAUCAAACAAGCCGACUUGAGCUCCAACUUUUGGAACAUUCACUAUCGACAAACAAAUUAGAAAAACAAAUAUCAGAUCAGACAAGUGAAAUAUCAAAGCUGCAAGAUAAAAACAGUUAUUUAGAAAAAAAGGUCCUGAACAUGGAAGACAAGCACACAGCACAACUCCAGUCGAUGAAAGAAGAAAAGGAUAAACUCCAGGUCCUGGUGCUCAAGCAAAAUACUAUUAUAGAGGAGCUAGAGAAGCAGCUAAUUACCGCUUCGGCAAAUAACUCGUUCCUCCAAAAACAACAGCAUGAUUUGAUGGAGACUGUACAUAAUCUGUUGACAAGGAUGUCACCACAUGAUGCACCCAGAGCCUCAUUCGUAGUAAAAGAAGAGCAAAUAACAUUUAAAGACUGUGCUGAAGCCUAUAAAUCAGGACUAACUACGAGCGGUAUCUACACCAUAACUGUGCCUAACACCACAGAGCAGGUCAAGACUUUCUGUGACAUGAAAACGGAUGGUGGUGGCUGGACUAUUAUUCAGAACCGUUUUGAUGGUAGUGUUGACUUUCACAGAACAUGGAAAGAGUACAAAAAGGGAUUUGGUGAAGCUUCAGGAGAAUACUGGCUGGGAAAUGAAAUUGUGUCCCAGCUGACAAACCUACAGAAAUAUGUUCUGAAAAUCCAAUUGAAAGACUGGGAAGGAAAUGAAGCAUUUUCCUUAUAUGAACACUUCUACCUGGGAAACGAAGUGCAAAAGUACAGGAUUCAACUCAAAGGAUACACGGGGACAGCGGGCAAAAUAAAUAGCAUAAGCCAACCAGGAAAUGAUUUUAGUACAAAGGAUGCAGACAAUGACAAGUGCAUUUGCAAAUGCUCACAAAUGGCAACAGGAGGCUGGUGGUUUGAUGCCUGUGGUCCGUCCAACCUGAAUGGGAUGUACUAUUCAUUGGGUCAGAACACAAACAAAUUUAAUGGAAUCAAAUGGUACUACUGGAAAGGCUCGGGCUACUCUCUAAAGGCAACAACAAUGAUGAUUCGACCCGCUGACUUUUAAGCAACAUUUUACAACAGGAUGUUGCGUUGUAUUGUCCAUUAAGCAAAGACAGUUCGCCAAAACCUUACGGAAAUGUCACAGCUGCAAUCUUGUGUUUUAAGCUCCUGGUGGAGACUGUGCACCAAUACAGUGGACAGUGGAUUAAAUUGUAUUAAUGACAAAGUCUCCAGUGAUACUUAGGGUUAAAUAACGUAAUUACAAGAAUGAAUAAAAACACCAUUUAGUGUUUUCAAACCAGUCAACUGCAGUAUUUUAUUCAAUCGCCUCUGACUGGCAUGUAAAUAACUGGAACUGUAAACUAAACACAGAACAACUUGUGCAGAAUUUAACAUGCAGUCUUUAGGGCAGCCUACCUGCAAACCACUUUGUAUUAUGUUUUGUAUUAUGUGGUGUACAUACAAUUGUAAAUUAACUGUAUACUGUAUUUUUUUUCUGCUGUGUUACACACACAAUUUAGAGGGUGCAAAAUUAUAUCCUUUAACGGUUUUUUUUAUCGUUCUCUAUGACACUAUAUCAUCUAAUGAAGAAGACCGCAUAUUACACCAGCUAUUUCUCGAACCACUUAUUAUUGCCUACAGGAGCAAUGUUUGCUGCACAUCUGUUAGAUGCUCAAGCGUUUCAGAUUAGCGUACGUGGUUGUUUUAAGGCUAAAUGGAAACAUUUAGGAUUUUAAAUUUUUUUUUUUUUUUUUUUUUUACACAUUGUCUUGGAAUUCAACGUUUUAAGAUUUUUUUAAUUUAAUUUUUUUUUUUUUUUUUAAACCAAACAACAUCUUUCAAUUCUUAAGACUGCACUUUUUUUCUACAGUAGCUGGUCUAUGCAUAACAAUAAUAAUGCAACUGAUAAAAUGUUGCAAUACACCAAAGAACUUGAAUUAUGUUUAAAUGUGUGCAGAUUUUAAAUAUAGAAUGUUUUUCUAGACAUGGUAUGCUUUUUUUGUAUUAAUGCUUUAUGGGCACCAGAU
This is a messenger RNA of Pelobates fuscus (common spadefoot toad), 2588 nucleotides long. RefSeq names its product angiopoietin 2 (gene ANGPT2). The coding region runs from base 128 to 1624 and encodes 498 amino acids. NCBI's taxonomy places the organism in Eukaryota, Metazoa, Chordata, Amphibia, Anura, Pelobatidae. The transcript has 9 exons. Gene Ontology annotation, biological process: Tie signaling pathway. The record is from RefSeq and is a predicted model, not a curated record. Gene Ontology annotation, molecular function: receptor tyrosine kinase binding.